UGCGGGCACGAUGGAGAACGGCUCGGCCAGCCCGGGAGCCGCGCUGGGCAGCGGCAACCAGAGCCUGGGCAGGAUGCCCCGGCAGCCCCUGGAGCUGCAGGUGGUCACCAUCCUGCUGGUGCUGCUCAUCUGCGGCGUGGGCAUCGCGGGCAACGCCAUGGUGGUGCUGGUGGUGCUACGCACCAAGCACAUGGUGACCCCCACCAACUGCUACCUGGUGAGCCUGGCCGUGGCCGACCUCAUCGUGCUGCUGGCGGCCGGGCUGCCCAACAUCUCCGAAGUGGUGGCUUCUUGGGUGUACGGCUACGCCGGCUGCCUCUGCAUCACCUAUUUGCAGUACCUGGGCAUCAACAUCUCCGCCUGGUCCAUCGCCGCCUUCACGGUGGAGCGGUACAUCGCCAUCUGCCACGCCAUCAAGGCACAGCUCCUGUGCACCGUGUCCCGCGCCAAGCGCAUCAUCGCCUCGCUGUGGCUCUUCACCUCCCUCUAUUGCCUCAUGUGGUUCUUCCUGGUGGACACGACCCAGGUCACCUUUUCGGAUGGGGCGCAGGUCAUCUGUGGCUACCGGGUCUCCAGAAGCCUUUACAUGCCCAUUUACUUCUUGGAUUUUGCUGUCUUUUACGUCAUCCCACUGGGGCUGGCAACUGUCCUCUACGGCCUCAUUGCCCGCAUCCUCUUCGUGAGCCCGCUGCCCGGCACCCCGCAGCAUUCCUUCCUGGGCUCCAUACACCAGGGCAGCUCCCUCAAGCUCUCCUGCCGGGGCAGCAGGGGCGCUCUGAGCUCCCGCAAGCAGGUGACCAAGAUGCUGGCUGUCGUGGUGGCCCUCUUUGCCGUGCUGUGGCUGCCUUACCGCACGCUGGUGGUGGUGAACUCCUUCGUGGACCCUCCGUACCUGAACACCUGGUUCCUCCUCUUCUGCCGCCUGUGCAUCUACCUGAACAGUGCCAUCAACCCCAUCAUCUACAGCCUCAUGUCACAGAAGUUCAGGGCCGCCUUUAGGAAGUUAUACAAGUGCCAGGAGAAGAGUGCUGAGCACCCUGCCCCGUCCACCACCCCGGUGUACUACAGCGCUGUGAAGGACUGUUCCCAUGACAGCUCUGACCACAACCUCACCAAACAGGAGGAUCUGAGCAGGCUCCCUGCACCUGCAAAGAAGAACAAACAAAUCCUGUGAGCCUGAAACAAUGCAGGCAGUGGGAGCUAUGCAGCGUACCCACUGUGCUGGGAGAGUGCCAAGAGGAAUUGCUUUGGCAUUGCAGCGAGCAUCAUUCAAUACUUCUUCAGGGCAUUUAACAAAACAUACCGUUAUAGGCCAAUUAAUUUGCUUGUCCUUAACGCUAAUUUAUUCUUGUUUGGUGAAGCAUUAGGCACAUAUCAAUAUUUAGCAUCUCUAAAGCAUCCAUUGUUAAAUAUAGCAGUGCAACCCUGUUUUGUGUUACAUGCAAGUGCUGAGCUAGGCCAAAGCAUUGAAAGGAAUCCCAGGAACAGAAGGGCAUUCAAGAAAAAAUUAUACCUCUUUUUAGAGUGAGUCUCUCCCACCUAAACUGACAUGCCUGUAACACAGACACCCCAUGGAAGCUGCUCCUCUGGAGUCCUUUUGAAAUUAGUGGGGACAAUUAGGCACUUCCACGUGUCUCCUCUCAUCUCAACACAUUCCUGCAAGGAAUGCACAUCCCUACAGAGGAGAUAAAUACCUCCAAGAUGUGAGGCCAUUGGCUGUAAAGGGACUCUCGGGGGAGACUCCUACAUCAGGAGUAACCAAAUUUGGGUGUCACGAACCUCAUGCCAUGUCUCUGGAAACAUUGCUGGUAGCACAGGAACCCAAGGUCCAGACUAGUUGGAUUUGCUACAAUGAACAAACUAAUAAUGAAAGAACUAGUAAGUGAGUGUUUCCUAAUGUAACAGAAGUACUUCCAGCAUUGUGGUCUGAGUUUCUUUUGGAUAACUUUAUCUUUCCUGUCCAGAUCCCUCUGGUUGCUUCAGCUGGAAACUGUACUCUUGUCCUGUAAUCCCCAGGGUGGUGUAGCCAUGUACCAUAAAGCAGUGCUGCUCUCUGCCCCAGCUACAGUUGCAUUUCAACGGCAGGUGAAGAAAUUCUCUUAUUUCCUGGGAAUAACUUGUGAAGUCCAUUAAGUGUUUUGUGAUUAGUGACACACAUAUUUAUUGCUGCUGUCAUCUUGUAAGCAAAGUAGAUAUUCAUACCCUGCAGCACCCAGGAAACCCGUCCAAGGACACUUGCCCCAGACUCGCAAGAGACUAUCUGGACUAUGAGUAAAAUCAAGAAGAUUACACAUGAGCCAAAACCUAGGGCUAUUGCCAAAUAAAACAAGUGUCUGCCACCCAUAAACCUCAAGUGACUGUGAAGUAUUACUUGAACAGCCAGUGCAGCCUCACUAGUCAACACUGGCUUUCACCAAACCAUAAUGUUAAAAGAGCUCAGAAUUUUGCAUCCACUCGGGAAAAUAUGUGUGUGAUAUUUUUAUGAGCACAAGAUGUUAAUUAACCAUUCUGCAUCUACAGGAAAUCACUUUUCUGGGUGAGUCAGGACAAGACCUCAAGUCCCCUCAAUGUGUUGGAACUGUCCAGGACCUAUUUUGUUGUAUUUAGGGAGGUUGUGCAUGUAUGAUUAUUAUAUUGCAUGUUAUUCAACCAUCUCUGUUGCCCCAAAAAUAGCUAUGAGGGAAGAGAAUAUUGGCUUUUUGCAAUUAUUUUAAACAUAAUGGAUUUGGAAUGUAAGGAUUCAUGCUAUUUUUGCACUGUUUUGUGUAUAUCGUGAGUUUAGGAACAGAGUUCAUAUAUAUUGUUGUUAAAAAAGCUCUGCACAGAGAUUUGGGAUUUACUUCUUGAAGAAAAUGGAGGUGUUUUUGAUAACAUGUGAAGAUUUGCUUGUAACCAUCUUUUUUUGUAGUACAGACUUCUUUUUCCUCUUAGAACAGGAUUUUGCUUAGCAGCUCAGAGCAAGCCAUUGAUAAAAGCAUCAGCAGACAAACAGAGCAGUAAGGAUCAGGGUAAGGUGGAGGAGGGGGAAGGGGAUCCCUGGGUGACUCCUGGUGCCUCCGUGGGGCCUUGAGCACAGGCAGCACCUUUCUGGGGAUGGGCUGCCCUGCAUCCUCCAGCCCUUCACCCUGAAGCUGUGAGUGCAGAGAGCUGCAUGUGGGAAGAGGAUUUACUGUUGGAGCUUGGAAACCCACCUGCAGCCCGACCCAAGGCAUUUCUCAGGCAUGGGAUGUGCAGUUUGACAGAUGGCCUUGAUGUCUGCGAACACAAGGAGCAGCUUAAUUCUGAAGCAUCUCCAGCAGGAUGUUUUCCACCUCAUCAUCACAUUUUCUAUCUUCACUCUUCCCCUUUGUGCUUCUCCCCCCAGACACAGACACCCUAAAAGCACUAUACUCUUAAUUAAAUUCAGCCUCAGGCCAAAAGCUAAUUGAUAGUUCUGAAAUAUUUGUUCAACAUACGUGAGAUACAAUUAAAAUUGAAUCUCUUCUCCUGUUUCUACUCUUAGCUGCCAAGUACUGCAUGACCCUUCGCUAUUUUUUGAGAAGUAAUGGGCAGAUAAAUUCUCCUGGAACCACGAGAUCUCCAACAAAUGCACCAGAGCGUUAAACUCUGUAGAUGAGGAAUGAGUUCCUGCUCCUUCCCCCGCAUGUGUUCUGACACUUAGGAGGAACUGAGAGACUUUUAGGUGGAAGUGGAGGCAGAAGGUCAGCACUCAGCUUGCUAAGGAGAUGCUGGUUGAGAGGACAGGCAGCUUCAUGUGCUAGGAAUAAAUCACUAGCAGAAAGGAAUUUAAAGAAAUAACUCAUCACUUCCUUUGGAUAUUCAGGGUCUGAAUAAAAACCUUAGUUCCUUGUAAGAAAUCAGAGAGCUCUCUUGAAGCUUCAGCCUGCAUUACCUUGUACCUUGCAACAUCCCACCCUGCUUGUAAAGUCUCAAGCUGUAUUUUACCCUCAGCAUUUAUUUGUCUCAACAGCAUGAGUGUGGGCUGUGAGUUUAUAAACAUGCCAGCAAAUAAAGAAUCUAUUGCUCCUAAGUAAUUUACUGCAUUGAAGUGCAACUCAA
This is a messenger RNA of Corvus hawaiiensis (hawaiian crow), 4059 nucleotides long. RefSeq names its product thyrotropin-releasing hormone receptor-like. Gene Ontology annotation, biological process: phospholipase C-activating G protein-coupled receptor signaling pathway. The transcript has 2 exons. Gene Ontology annotation, molecular function: thyrotropin-releasing hormone receptor activity. NCBI's taxonomy places the organism in Eukaryota, Metazoa, Chordata, Aves, Passeriformes, Corvidae. The record is from RefSeq and is a predicted model, not a curated record. Gene Ontology annotation, cellular component: membrane. The coding region runs from base 11 to 1174 and encodes 387 amino acids.